AUGAUGCAGAUCGGCGCACGGACUAUCGCUCUAAAUGAGCUCGACAGCAUCCGCCGCGACCAUGAUAUUUCCUCAGUUGCGCGAACAGUCAGCCUGGCAUUCUCACCCGAUCCCCUGAUUCGAUGGCUACGUCCCAACGCGCUGCCGUGGAGCCAGCUGGACGGUGCGUCAUGGAAAUGGCAAUAUCGUCGAGUCCAGCGAGUGAUGCUCGAGGGCCAAGUGCUUCGUUCCGCCGGAGCACUUCAAAUGGCCCGUAUGUUCCCACACAAGAUCCAGAACGCUCCGGUUCCAGCAGCUGAUGGUGCCUCGACCACAACACCUGAGAAAGUUGCGCAGGUCUCUGCGUCAGAAGAGCCAGAUCCCAGCUUGAGCGAUGCGGAUGCAGGAGCCGUGGUUUUCUUUUUUCCUCCCAAAGAUAGAAUGUCCUGGUCCCUGUCCCGGCUAUUGCUCUCGUGCAAGCUGUGGUUGCUUGAUAUGCUGAAUCCGGCUCGGGAUAGCGGAGCAAACGACAAGCGUCUUGCCAAGCUCCUUGGCGCACAUGAAGCCAGCUUGCUAUCUUUGCAAACAAAAUACCCCCGCCGGCGACUGUGGUACCUCGAGGUCGUCGCUGUGCAUCCGGCGCUGCAAUCACGCGGCCUCGGCGGGGGCGUGAUGAAAUGGAUUUUGGAGCAUGUUGAGCACGAUCCGGUGUAUCUGGAGUGCACACGACAGGAAAAUAUCAAGUUCUAUGAGGGUUUCGGAUUUCGGGUAGCGGAAGAGGUGGAGCUGACGGAUGACGAGGCAAAACUGAAGUACUGGGUGAUGAUCCGCUCGGACGACGACAGCGAAGAAGCUUCAUAG
This is a messenger RNA of Penicillium lagena, 840 nucleotides long. RefSeq names its product GNAT family N-acetyltransferase. The transcript has 3 exons. Bases 1 to 840 code for a protein of 279 amino acids. Gene Ontology annotation, molecular function: acyltransferase activity, transferring groups other than amino-acyl groups. Lineage: Eukaryota; Fungi; Ascomycota; Eurotiomycetes; Eurotiales; Aspergillaceae. The record is from RefSeq and is a predicted model, not a curated record.